Messenger RNA from Centropristis striata (black sea bass), 2472 nucleotides. It is a transcript of the gene rubcnl, whose product is annotated as rubicon like autophagy enhancer. Gene Ontology annotation, cellular component: autophagosome membrane; intracellular membrane-bounded organelle. The transcript has 17 exons. The coding region runs from base 49 to 2265 and encodes 738 amino acids. Gene Ontology annotation, molecular function: phosphatidylinositol phosphate binding. Gene Ontology annotation, biological process: autophagosome maturation; autophagosome-lysosome fusion; autophagosome-endosome fusion. Lineage: Eukaryota; Metazoa; Chordata; Actinopteri; Perciformes; Serranidae. The record is from RefSeq and is a predicted model, not a curated record.
GAAGACGUGUUUUAUUUGCGUCGCUGUUUCAUUUGGAGAGUAUACAAAAUGAUGAGAAGCUGUCACCAUAGAGCCAGAUAUGUCAGCUGGUGUGUGGAAUCUGAAGAAUCACCAACACCUGAAACUACAACUCUGACAGCAACAGCCACUCCAGAAGAACCUUCACAUCGAAACCAUCAGCUGGCUGCUUCAGGCUCAGUCCCACUUCUCCUUCUGUCACCACCAGAAACCAGUGGAGGAGAACCAAAUGCAACAGUUUCCCAUCAGCACUUGCAGCAAGCUUUCAAAAAGAGGACAAAUCAUGAGGUCUUCACACAUCACCCCCAGUUCAAGCAACACUCCAGCUCUGAGUUGCACGACACUGACAUAGCCUGUGGUAAUCCUGCUCAUGAUGGUGAAGAAGGGAGAACGGGGGACAAAGAGGACCUGUCUCCUCUGCAUCCAGAGGACAAAAACAUCCUCCUUCCCAGAAGCAGUCCGGUCAUGUCCAGACGCCACAGGCCUGUCUCCUGGCAGAGAGGGGGCACUGACACUCCAUCAAGCUUGGACUCCGGGUCUCCUGCUUCUGGUUCGCUGCCUCUGGAUCAGCAUGGGGUCUUGAGACUCAACAGUGUGGAGGAUCAGGAAUCCACACCGGGCUCCUGUCACCACUGGUCCCUGCUCCAGGAGGACACAAAGCCACGCGGUGUCUCUGCCUCAUCACAUGUGAACCAUCUCCUCAGUGCUGGGCUCCAAAUUCCCUUCAGUGGACAGCAGGGAUUGGCUAAUGAGCAUAAGGGACGGGGGCUAACCAGCUGUGGGGCCCCCCAUUCAACAGGUUUUUCUACCUCAACACAAAACUGCAAAGAGAGAAGCUGCAGCAGAAUGCCAGAAUUCUCUGCAGACAUCUUCAAGACCAGUUGUGAGCUGGAAAAGGAGAAUGCUCAUUUCAUCGUGGUGGACAUGAUGCUGGAGGUGUUGGAAGGUGUGAAGUGGACUCUGAGCUCUGAUCAGUGGACUUCAACAAAAGACACACACUGCAACAUGUGCACACACAGACACACAAGCUUGGCACAGGACACACCAGCACAUGAACAGAGAUGUAAAGAAUGCACACACACACAUACAUGCAGUGCAGGUGAUCCCAAACAAGGGACUUGCAAGACGCUACAUAAAAACACACACUCCUCUUAUGUCCACACACACCAACACACACAGGAUGAAGAAGAGGAGGAAGCAGGGAACCCUGAGCAUCCGCCCAAGACUUCCUCUAUCCUCUCCACAGACAGCGGAUUUGAAGACUUUGGAGUUGACCCUAUGCGGACACAGAGAGAUUCUCUCAUAAAUGCAGAGUGGUUGGCCCAGCAGCUGGUGCUGGAGUUCAGGAGGAGCUGGCUUCCUUCCCAUGAGCCUCGGCGUGGACGGCAAAGCCUCCGUAGCUCACUGCAGGAGUUGCCAGGCACUGGAGAUGUGGCUGUGAGCAGCAGCAGCCUAGCAGAAAAGAUCAGACUGAGGACCAGAAUGAGAGGAUCCCUGAGCUGGGCCCCUCCACGCUUCCAGAUCAUCUUCACUGUUCAGCCAUCACACAGACGCAGUGAAGUUGUGGCUCUGCAGCACUUCCUGUGUGCAGGAUGUGGGACGGAAGUGGAGCCCAGGUAUAUCAAGAAACUGCGGUAUUGUGAUUAUCUUGGCAGGUAUUUCUGUGAUUGCUGCCACAGCGGCUCCGAGGCUGUGAUUCCCAGUCGACUUCUGUCCUGCUGGGACUUUGGCAGAUAUCCUGUGAGUGAUUUCUCCAAACAGCUACUGGAUUCAAUUUGGCAUCAGCCUCUGUUUGACCUGACCUGUGUCGGUAAGAUGCUCUACAGCAGAGUGAAAGAGCUCGACAAGUUCAGGGAGCUUCAGGAUCAGCUGAUUGGCAUCAAGAAGCUGCUGACAGCCUGCAGAUUAUCAGGAAGGGUGAUGUCUGAGUUUGAACAGCUUCCUGCUCACCUGACGGAGCAGCCGCACCUCUUCUCCAUGGAUGACCUCUUGAGGGUGAAAAAGAGUCAGCUGGUGGCACAGGCCAGAGUGGUGCUGCUCUCUGCUAUCAAUCAUGUGGAACAUUGUGAGUUGUGUCUGGCCCGAGGUUUUAUCUGUGAGUUCUGCAGAGAAAGAGACAUCAUCUUUCCUUUUCAGAAAGACAUAUGUAGGCGCUGUCCAGUGUGCAGGUCCUGCUUUCAUAAACAAUGCUUUGCAAAAAAGUGGUGUCCAAAAUGUGCACGUAUCAAAUCACGGAAAAAACAUUGAGAUGGAUCCAUGAAGUGACAUCUGAACGGCUGCAGCUCAGCACCGCCCUUUAAGAUACAGCUACAUUACCUUCACCAGAGUUCAUACAUUUCUUCCUAGUGUUAACCAAAAUAAUGUCUUUAAUACUAAAAUCUGGGAAUAUCAUCUCAAUGUUUGAAUCAAAUUCAAAUAUUUCUUGUUUCCUGUGGAAAUUAAAUUGUGAUUGUU